GCUAUGUAUAUGAAAAAAAAAAAAUCGACUAUAAGCAGGUUUUGGUGACAAGAUAUUUACAAAAGCAAAGCCCAUCCCACGCAGUUUACCCAUUUUGCAGCGGAUCAUUUCUCGUAACCUAGGUUUUUUGUUUAACAACGAUGCAUCUGUACCAUUAAUCACUUUCAAUUGUGGCUGACGACAACAAAUCGAUUUCACGGUUCAAGAAAAUCUGUGGAUGGGCUUUAAACCUGCCAGGAGUCAGGAAAUAUUUAAAGUGGGUUCAGGAUGACAGACUACUCGGCGAGGCCUCAAUGGUAUACUGUCCUGGGCUGGCUUCUGUCCGCCGUCGCUUUCACAGGCAACAUCUUCAUCAUCCUUUUGAUUGCCUCGAAAACACGGCUUCAGUGUAAUACCAACUGGUUUCUUUUGUCUCUGUCCGUGGCAGAUCUUGGGGUCAGCUUGAGUUUAUACCCUGGCAUAUACUUCUGUUUUCCUAACAUUGAGAACGGUUGCCAAUACAUUUUGCUUGCCAUCUUUCAGUGGGUAUUCCUGUACGCCUCUGUAACCAAUCUAUGCGUGUUGGUAUUGGACCGCUACAUAGCUAUAGUCAAACCGUUUGUUUAUGGCAGGAUCAUGUCUAAAAACUGGGUUUUGGCAUUCAUAAGCAUGGCAUGGAUAGUACCGUCUGCAGCUGGUUUUGCGCCGUUAACUUUUACACAUUUAAAACACGGCAUCCGGUACUUCACUUAUGUAGUAGCGAUCGUUUUUGAGUUAAUUCCUUGGGUAAGCUUGUUGCUAGCCACGUCACAUUUGCUUUUUAUCGCCAGAAAACAUGUUCGCGAGCGCGUCACAGUCGCGGAACAGUUACGCUACAAUGAGUCCAUUACAACAGCAUCUGAAAACACGCCGCCCUCGCGUCAGGGAAAUAGGGUUCGAAACUCCAUUGCUUUCAUCAUUUUUGUGGUAACGUUUUACAUUCUUUGUUAUUCCUUAACUGCUGUAAAGAGCGUGUGCCAUGUUGUGACGUUUUGUCCAGAACCUAAGCCUAAAGUGGAACUGGCGCAGCAAUUACUGCUGAUUGCAAACUCUGCGUUCAACCCACUUGUCUAUGGCUUACUCAAAAACGACAUAAAGCGGGAAAUAAGGAAGAGUGUAGGUUGUUGCUGCUUUACGAGACAGCUCCCUUCCUUUCAAAUGGAACAGAGAUGCUGAUAUCUUCAGAAAUACACUGCAGAGGCCAGAUAAUAACUGAAAUUUUCCAUGAUACAGAUCGAAGAGCUUUCUUACUCAUUACAACAUUGCCCGUACAUUUCAAACCCUUACGGAGAAAAAAAAUUGCAAAAAAAGGUAGAUCAGUCUAAAAAAAGUUAAAAUUUAUUCAUUUUUCUCUUAGUUUCCUUGAUAUUUAUGUCAGUAAUUGUUCUGUGAUAAAAGUUUCUCCAAUCUUUGAUAAUGCCGAAAAAUUUAUUAAUGAGUAAGAUCCAUCUUCGCGUCCUUGUUGUAAAUAUUGCAAUAUUUCGGCAGUAUAUUAUGGACUAUGUAAAUCAGUGAUAAUUGAACGCUUAUCCUUGUUUUGAAACGGGUGUAGACUCAGAGUUCUUACCAGAUCUCUCGCUCAAGGAGCUUUACUUAUUUCAUUAUAGGAAAUAUUUUGAGAAGACUGUGAAAUUAAAUGAACUAGAAACAUAUGUGAAUUCUUUUAUUUUCCCCUCUGGCGUUUUCCAUUCAAUUCCCCUGCUAAUGAUUCACGCCUAUCAGAGGAAUAAAGGCGGCGUUCAGAA
This is a messenger RNA of Stylophora pistillata, 1763 nucleotides long. RefSeq names its product beta-2 adrenergic receptor. The record is from RefSeq and is a predicted model, not a curated record. Lineage: Eukaryota; Metazoa; Cnidaria; Anthozoa; Scleractinia; Pocilloporidae. Gene Ontology annotation, cellular component: membrane. Gene Ontology annotation, molecular function: G protein-coupled receptor activity. Gene Ontology annotation, biological process: G protein-coupled receptor signaling pathway.